This is a messenger RNA of Lampris incognitus (smalleye Pacific opah), 3011 nucleotides long. It is a transcript of the gene taf1b, whose product is annotated as TATA box binding protein (Tbp)-associated factor, RNA polymerase I, B. The record is from RefSeq and is a predicted model, not a curated record. Bases 214 to 1962 code for a protein of 582 amino acids. Gene Ontology annotation, biological process: nucleolar large rRNA transcription by RNA polymerase I; RNA polymerase I preinitiation complex assembly. The transcript is spliced from 15 exons. Gene Ontology annotation, molecular function: RNA polymerase I core promoter sequence-specific DNA binding. Gene Ontology annotation, cellular component: RNA polymerase transcription factor SL1 complex; RNA polymerase I core factor complex. Lineage: Eukaryota; Metazoa; Chordata; Actinopteri; Lampriformes; Lampridae.
UAGCGUGUAUAGCGUGUGGCGGUUUUCCGUGCUGUAGGUUGCUUGUUUGUUUUUGUCGCUGCUGUAGAGUGUGGACUGCGGUGUUGUAAGCAAACAAUUCUGUGUAUUUUUGUGUUGUUAAAUUGUAAUUUCGCAGUUUAAAGAAAAGUAUAGCGUGUGUGCUACCGUCUGAACCAAGGGAACGGAGUUCCAACAGCCGGUGGUACGCCCAGCAUGGACGGAGACGAAACGGAAGGCUUCACGGAGCCCUGCGCUCAGUGCUCGGCUGUGAGCUGGGCGGUCUCAGAGGAGGGCAGGUUUUACUGCACGUCCUGUCACAACAUCAUUGAGAGAACGAAGCAGACAAGCAGCACGGAGUUCGCAGCUUCCACCAGGAUCUCCUCCAUCGCCAGGAGCAAAACAAAGAAAACAGGCUCCAGGUGUCAGUGGAUGAUCUGUGAGGGCUUUCAGGUCAUUCUCAGACACCAGGCUGAUGCUCUGCUCAACCUGGGAGUUUGUUCACAGUUUAAGGACGUGUUGUGUCAGUUUUGGAGGAAGUACCUGCAGAAGAGUCGGCAGGCGUACACCAACAACCCGAUCCGCUCCACAAAUUUUAAACUGGCUCCUUCGUGUGUUCAGGACUUGGACUCUGAGUCCAGCGCUCCAGAAUCUUCCGUCAUGUCUGACAGUGGGACGGGCGACGAGCUGCCCAGCUCGCAGCACUCUCGUUCAGGGUUUGCCAGUGACGACUGCUCUGUGUAUUCCGGUUCGGAGGACGUGGCCACCUAUCUGAGCGCCCAUCAGAAGUCGGCCCAGGGCCCGAUGAGCAUGCCCAGGACGCUGGCCCUCUGUUGGCUGGCCCUGCUGUGGACCCGUGAGGCGCUGACCCUGGCCGACCUGCUCAGGUUGGUGAAGGAAGGUCACGUCCCCUAUGUCAACGCCCACGAGUGUUUCCCCAAAGAGAUAAGACCACAGGGUAGAGACUCCAUCGUCUUCAGGGUGGAGUCUUAUCCUUCUCACCAGAUGGUUCAUAAGCUGGCCCUGAAGCAGGCAGCUUACCUGGAUCUGCCCUCUUUCCCUCCCAUCAGCCACUGCUGUCUGCUGCACCCCAACCUGCUCACCCUCCGCUACCUGAUGGAGGUGAACCUGCCGGAUGAGCUCUAUGACUGGGUAUGCCGGAUAUCGGAGCAGUCCGGUUCUGCCGAUGUGGAGGUCAAUACGUUCCAGCCUGGCAUCAAAAACGUUCUGCCACUCUAUGAUGUCAAGGCUGCCGCCCUCAUCAUCGUCACGAUGAAGGCCCUGUACGGAAUGGACGACCGUACCGAAUGGGAUUUGUCCAGUGAUGCAGGAGACAAGAACAAGGAACACGCAGAGGUGAAGGUUUUCAGCAUCAGGAGGUGGUACCGGCUGGUGCAGAACGCUCUGACCAGAGCCAAACAGAGACAGCAGGAAGAAAGGGCCAGGAAACAGUGGAAGCCCCGGAAACCCAUCUUUCCUUCAGAGAAGGACGCAUCCUGUGUUGUCAAACGGAGACGCACGGUGGAGCAGCUGCAGAGUCUCUUUGGGAACCUGUCUGGUUCGGCGCCGGGGCCUGAGCACCACCCCCCCUCCAGCUUCAGGUUCCGCUGGGGGGAGGGGGAGGGGGUGGACGGGCCCAGCAUGCACCGGCAGAGGGUGGGAGGGAUCGUGUCGAUGUCUGAGGACACCCUGGCUCCCCCCAAAGUGCAGUACUGGCUGCUAAAUUCGUGGAAAUGCAACAGCAAUAGACACGGAAUUCUCUACAAGCAGCUGGUGCCGACGCUCCCCAAGUCCUUCCUCUGGCUGCUGGAGCUCUUCUCCUUCCUGCUGGAUGUCAAACCUUCCUCCAUGUUGGAGGGGGUGUGGGAGGUGGAGCAGCGCCUCUUCGGAAGAGCAGCACACAGGCUGCGCAGAGCCCGAGAAAAUAAAUCGAACAAACCCCCCGAAGUACCAAAAGGCUUGUGAUGAUUUGAAAAGGUUGACCGUGUUCCUCCUCCUGCCAUACGUUCGUCUCCAGCGGGUUUCAGCAUCAUGUGGUGGCGAACGUAACGUGACUGACACGACGAAGGUUCAAUUCCUCAGAAACAGCUGGUGUUUGUCCCUACACCCACGUGUCACCUGAUAGUGUCUGGAAACAUGAAACCGGAUCCUGGUCCGAGGCCUUCUGGUUCGCUAAGUUGACGUCUUUCAGAUCCUGAUUUUGUUUCAACAUUAAUUUCAACAUUCGCCGCUUCCGGUGUGGGAAGAUGGCGGCGCAAAUUCACGUUUCCGGCGGCCUCGCCCAGUACCAUACGUGCAGCGUCUUUGUCCACGUCUACAUCUAAGUUUGUCUUCGUUUGAUGGCUGGGAGAGCUGGCGCUGGAUCGGCUGGGGGAGCCUGGUCUGCUGCGUCCUGUGGGCCCGGGGACCGCGGCCCUGCCUGGAGCUGUGCCCGAAGAGGUAACACCGAGGGUGGUCUGACGGGACAUGGAAGUGGGGCAGGCUAAGCUAACUGCUAGCCCACGAGGACCGGCAGUUCCGACAGUCAUCCUGGCCGCCGUUCGUUCUUGUUUUGUUUAGUUUGGAUAUGUGUGUUGUUUGGAUGUGUGUGGUCUUGUAGAUCUUGGAUGUGUGUUUUUGUCUUUGUGUUGCACUGCUGCGGGCUGGGGGGGAACCUCGUGUCGCCCCGUUAAAAAGUGUUUCUGAUUUCUGAACAUGGAGAGGAAUCCCAACUGUGAUGCCUUCAAUGCACAUCGUCGGCUGUUCUCCUGUUUCCGUCUCCUUUGUUAAUAAAGUACUGCCUUCAAAUGAAAAUCCAGUUUUUCAGGUACUUCUUGUCAGCGGUUUGUUCACACCGGCCGCUCGGCUGGAAGUCAGAACCAAGAUCCCAACAGAACCGGACUGGCGAGGAAGACGGGCCGGUGAAACGGGAUAGAAUAGCCAGCGUUCCUCUAGUUUAGCAGUCAGGCUCUCUUUAGACCGGCCCACUUCGCAUCCUUCAGCCUCUGUCCCACGGAGACAGGGAAAGUAAUUGG